CGCCCCCGCACUUUCCGUAUGCUGCAAGUGAGCGCCGCGCCGGAGAAAGCCCUCCCCCUCACAUGCCACCGCGCCGCCGGUAGCUCCCAACCACCGGGGACGCGCUAGAAAACGCCUCCCUAACCGCCGCCACGCACCCACGGCCUCGCUCGCUCGCGGCCGGCCAGCCAGCCCGACCCAUAUCCGCUUAUCCGUGCACUUCGAUUCGAUCACCUACAAGCUAGGCCCGCCCGAGACGACGGCGACGAGGAAGACGAAGACGAAGACGAGAGAGAGGGUGAUGGUGGUGGGGGUGGUACUAUGUUUUAGGUAGAGCGAGCUAGCGAGCGAGCUUGUGGUUGACGUGCUUGGGCAGGGCGCGACCGCCCGGGCUGUGUUCUUGGAUAUAUAGCUUGUUGCCGUGCGUGGAUGAGAGCGGCGGCGGCUGCUGCAUUGGCGAGGAGGAGAUGGCGGAGCUGAGGUGGAGGGAGGGGCGGUUUCUUGGGGAUGACCCGUUGGGUGAUGGGCCGGCGGUAGCGGAGGCGCCGGCGGGGUCGUCACCGUCUUCGUCGUCGGCGGCGGCGAGGGUCACGCCGGCGGUGCUGUUCAUCACGGUGGUGCUGGCCGUCGUGCUGCUGGCGUCCGGCCUGCUGCACGUCCUGCGCCGGCUGUUUCUGAAGAGCCACCGCGCCAACGCCAGGGCCGAAGCGGUGGAGCGGCAGCUGCAGCAGCUGUUCAACCUCCACGAGGACGGCGCCGGGGCGGGGCCGGGGCUCGAUCAGGCCGCGAUCGAUGCCUUGCCGGCGUUCACGUACUGCGAGCUGCUUGCCGGCGCCGCGGCGAAGGGCGCCGCCGCGGGGACGAAGAGGCAGUUCGACUGCGCCGUCUGCCUCUGCGAGUUCGACGGCGAAGACCGCCUCCGGCUGCUCCCGCUCUGCGGCCACGCGUUCCACGCCGCCUGCAUCGACACCUGGCUCCGAUCCAGCUCCACCUGCCCGCUCUGCCGCGCCGCGCUCUCGGCCCGCGCCCUCGCCGCCGCCGCCGCGGCCGCCGCGGAGCAGCCCGACAUCGAGGAGCAGAAGCUGGAGCAGCAGCAGGAUGCCGCAUCCGACGAUUCCGCGAGCAGCGUCGUGCUCUCCGUCAGGCUCGGCCGGUUCAAGAACACGCAGCGCAGCGACGCCGCCGCCGCCGCCGGGGACGACGACGCCUACGCGAGCAGCACCAGCAGCUGCAUCGACGCGCGUCGAUGCUACUCCAUGGGCUCGUACCAGUACGUGCUCGCCGACGACAACCUGCAGAUAUCCGUGCAUUGGCGCCCCGGUGAUGGCAUCACCGGCAUUGGCGCCGCCGCCGCCGCGGGCGCCAAUGUCGCCACGGCGCGCACUGCAGACAAGCAGCCGGCGGCCGGCAAGAAGGUCUUCGCCCGAGGCGACAGCUUCUCGAUGUCCAAGAUCUGGCAGUGGCGCGGCGGCGACAGGAGGCUCCCCGUCCUCCACUCCGACGCCUCGCCGCCGGCGAACGACGGCUUGCCGUGGGCGACGGCGGCGACACGCACGAGGCAAGAAAGCGACACCUGACAGAUACUCCCACCAACACACACAUACACACAAAAAAGAUGUAUGCUUUCUCGUGCCUUUUGUUUUAGUGGAUAGCAAUAAGCAUUUCUUGAAUAGAGUUUUGCUGCUAAUUGAUCAUCGCCUAUGUAAUCAACACAUGUUUUUGUUCA
Oryza brachyantha (malo sina) is the source of this 1705-nucleotide messenger RNA. RefSeq names its product RING-H2 finger protein ATL46-like. The transcript has a single exon. Lineage: Eukaryota; Viridiplantae; Streptophyta; Magnoliopsida; Poales; Poaceae. The coding region runs from base 447 to 1556 and encodes 369 amino acids. The record is from RefSeq and is a predicted model, not a curated record.